Molecule: messenger RNA, 1062 nt
Organism: Tarenaya hassleriana
Lineage: Eukaryota; Viridiplantae; Streptophyta; Magnoliopsida; Brassicales; Cleomaceae
Exons: 2
Coding region: 247-888 (213 amino acids)
Cellular component (GO): chloroplast thylakoid membrane
Source: RefSeq, a predicted model, not a curated record
UUCGGGACUGCCGCGGGCUAUCAAUCACAGCGCGGAACGACGAGCAUUUCGUAUCUUACAGCACGGAACGACAGGGUGUCUAUGUCGCGUGCGCUCACGCGCUCUAAGAGAGUAAAUAGGAUGAAGGGCCUAAAUCUUCUUCGUUAUCACUCAAACAUGCACACGGCUUGAGCUCGCGCUCUUAGAUUCGGUCGUCUUGAAGCUCCUCCUCGUAUGUCUGGCUCUUGAACGUCUACGAUCGCAACAAUGGCUGUCGCUCUGAAUGCCGGCGCCGGCUUCACUUCUCCGAUUCAUGCCAGAUACCAGCCUGUUCUAAGGUCCUCGGUUAAAGUUCCAUCAGCAAAACCUACGCUCUUUGGAUCCAACUCUUACAUACAUGGUUCAAGAAGGUUAGUCCCGAAGAAAAGAACAGUAGUGGUUAUAGCUGGCAAAGAAACAGAUGACAACGCGAUCACAGCCGUUGAUUCUCCUCCUCCGGAUUCUGACGAAGCAGGAAGCCAAAUUCUGGGUGCUGUCGAUGACAGUCCAUUGGUAUCCAAAACCACAAGAGCUUCUUUGACGGCAAGGGAGAGACUGAGGGCAGCUCGUGUACUUGGCCGAUACACGGAAACAUCUGCAAAACCCAAGAAGCCCGAAAUGGGAAGCAAAUUGUUGGAUGCAAUGAAGGAGAGUGACAAGAAAGCGAGGAAGAAACCGGGUCUUCCAGAGGCACCCACCAACUUGUUCGAUGAUAGCAAGAGAGGAUUGCCCAAAGGCUUCACCUUUCAGUUCCCCGGCGGCAACGACAUUCUUGUAAUCGCUUUCUCCUUCGUUUUGAUUAGCACUGUGAUGUUUGCCACCACUUACCUUGUCUGGAAACUCGGUGCUAUUCACUUCAAUGAAUACUAGUCAGGUAAGAUCUCCAUCAACUUUGAUCAGAUUCCUCAAUGUAUAUCAUCAAUUGGAGAGCUUUUUCUUUUGGCCUUAGGUUUAGUUAGAUCAGUACAUGCUACAGAUAUUUGUUUCAUACUUGACAAAGCCGGUUCGUGGGCAUAUGCAUAAUACAUGUAAUGUUUCCGACUA